Molecule: messenger RNA, 1536 nt
Organism: Exophiala viscosa
Lineage: Eukaryota; Fungi; Ascomycota; Eurotiomycetes; Chaetothyriales; Herpotrichiellaceae
Product: 1-alkyl-2-acetylglycerophosphocholine esterase
Exons: 1
Coding region: 1-1536 (511 amino acids)
Molecular function (GO): 1-alkyl-2-acetylglycerophosphocholine esterase activity
Source: RefSeq, a predicted model, not a curated record
AUGCCUUCAAUGAUAUGGAAUCGUUUCGUUUCGCGACUGCCGCCCGUCCUGCGCCCUCGCUGGACUUGGAGAUACGUUGUAUGCUUCGGCGUCGCCACAUAUUCAAUAUACUGUCUUCUUUCUGCGUCUCCCAUGCUCUCGUCUAGGCUGCCAGAAUAUACUGGGCCUUACUCGGUCGGUGCAAUCGACCUUGAAGUCCCAUGCGAGCCGCGGAGGCUCAACGAUGCGAGAUUAAAAGACGAUGGCCAUCACGCCUUUCAGCUUGAGACCGUUCUCUUCACACUCUACUAUCCUUCGGCCAAAGGCGUGCUAUCAUCGAAGCCACAUCAUCUAUGGAUACCACGACCACUCGGGAUCGUUGGCGCUGGAUAUGCCCGCUUUGCACGAAUCAGCAAUUUCCUUAGCAAUUCACUCCUGACUUUUGGGCUAUGGGCGUUGGUAGGUGGUACCAAGAUCCCGGCGCACGUUGAUGUCCCUCUUCACCAAGGACCAGUACUUCUGCAAAAUCCCGAUGUUGCCACAUUGUGGACGGAGACUGAUGACGGAUUCCCCGUUGUGAUCUUCUCACACGGAAUGGCGAGCUCUCGCACCCAGUAUACCCAGUACUGCGGCGAACUUGCAAGUCGUGGCCAUGUCGUUGCUGCAAUUGAGCAUCGAGACGGUAGUGGCCCAGGCACUGUGAUCAUGACAGACUCAGCCGAGGACAGAGUCUUGCUGCACUUCUCGCAACGAGAUUUACACGACGAUUCAGGUCUGGAUUCCGAGGCGUUCAGGCAGGCUCAGCUUGACUUCCGGCAAGCAGAAGUAGAGGAGGUCGUUCGUGUUCUGAGCCAUAUAAAUGAAGGCAAAGGAGAGGAGAUCUCUCAGUCUAAUGCUCGCGGUGAAGGUGAGCAUCUUGGAGAAUGGCAAGAUCGGCUUGCAAUGAAUAAUAUGACCAUCGGUGGACACUCAUUCGGAGCCACACUGGCACUGCAAACCCUGAAAGAUGGGCCUUCCGAAAAGCUGCCCUUCCAGAGUGCAGUGGUGCUUGAUCCUGGCAAGCAUAGCGGACCCUUGAACCAUGACGUGCACGUCUCGACGUUGGUCAUCCACUCCAACUCCUGGUCUUCAACGCACUCUAUCUUCCAAGGUCGACCACACUUUGACGUUGUCAAGGAAGUCGUGCGCGGGAUAUUGAAAAGAGGAAAAGAUGCAUGGUUCAUGACAUCUCUGGGCACGACCCAUCCCUCAGUCACGGAUGCGCCUCUCAUUGAGCCUUUCCUGUUGGGCUGGACGACUGGCUCGACCAUUGAGGCACAUGAAGGAGUGCGCCAGUACGUCAAAGUGUCGGAAAGGUUCUUGCAGUACCAAGCCGCUGGAACCAAGGCUGGGAUUUUGUCCGAGUGCGUCACACAUCCUGAGUAUAAUGUUCCGGAGAAGGACAGGUUCGAGAAAGGUGAAGGUAUACGGGGAAUGUGGAAGUUUUGGCAAAUUCAUGCUGCGCCUUGUGGGCCGAACGAGACAGAGGCAAUUGAACAAGUCAAAGGACAUGAGUGA